Molecule: messenger RNA, 1212 nt
Organism: Hydatigera taeniaeformis
Lineage: Eukaryota; Metazoa; Platyhelminthes; Cestoda; Cyclophyllidea; Taeniidae
Source: the annotation of a GenBank genome assembly
AUGGCGAUGGUUCAGAGCCCGCAGUAUCAGCAUUCAAUUCAGAUGCAACAAAGACUACCUCUGCAGCCUUGUGCAUAUCAAAAUGAAAUGGCCAAUUAUCAGGUAGUACACGAACCCUACGCCGCAUGGGAUAGGAAGGUUUACACAAACCUCCAAUCAACGCGAUAUGCUCCUUAUAAUGUGGAAGGUCGACGUCACGGCAGACCCCCAACUGCAUACAACGAGGGUCUCAUCCAGGCCACUCAGACCACAGUUCUCCCAGGAAGGCCUCCAAUGGGGUACGCCAUACGACCUCCAGCAGGUGUGGCCUACGAGACUCACCCCAAUGGGCAUUUCACUCCACCCGUGGCACAACAGAACAUCCCUCCUGGAUAUUAUCAGCAGGUGUCUGUACCAAUGCAGAUUCCACACAGUUCAUGUGAACCAAUAUUUCCACCUCCGACGGAAAUACCUCUCUUACAACAGCCUAGACAGUUGCCAUAUCAGCAACAAGUUAUUCCACCAAUCCACCCAGAAUACCUUCAACAGCAACAUCUGUAUAUGCAUAUUCCACACUAUUACCCAGAACAAACCUUGUGCGAUGGAGGCAGUCUAGUGGGUGCAAGGCAAGGAUUUAUCGAAACCACUCCAAAGAUGUUUCAGGAGCGACAAAUUAUGUCUACUCAGCGAUCGGAUCAACGUCUGGACUCGGAGAGGAAGAAAACAGCCAGAGCCGCGACACAACGCUUGAAGGCUUGGCUGAUGGAGCACAGCACAAAUCCCUACCCAACAAAAGCUGAAAAAUUGGCUCUUGCAGCCGAGACAGGCAUGACGUUUAAUCAGAUAUCCACAUGGUUUGCCAACGCUCGACGGCGACUGAAAAAGGAGAAUCGAAUGACUUGGUCGCCAAGAACAGGCGCAACAGAAUCGAGGCCAAGAGUACCGGAGAUAGUGCGUGGAGACAGCGACGGUCACAGUGACGGACGCUCAUCCAGUCAACUCGGCGAAGUCACAGAUGGUGAUCAAUCAAAUAGGAAUACGCUUGGCGACUCAUAUGCCUCAGAUGAGUCUCACACCUCUUUGUUUCAACAUUCGUAUCGUCUGCCUGCUUCGUCGACUGUGCUGCCCUUGCCCAAUUUGGGUCCGAGCCCACCGCGCCAAGAGGCGACAGGACUUAACUUUAGUGGAAAUGAUGAAAGUGGUGUGUUCUGUCAAUCCAACUUUUUUUACUAG